Molecule: messenger RNA, 1215 nt
Organism: Thlaspi arvense
Lineage: Eukaryota; Viridiplantae; Streptophyta; Magnoliopsida; Brassicales; Brassicaceae
Source: the annotation of a GenBank genome assembly
AUGGAAGAUUACGAAGUGAAGGAUGCCAAUGCCAAGCUUGGCAGUGAGCGGUGGCAAAAUGGGGCGGGUUAUGGAGGAAGGGGUUGGAUGAGUGGUGAGAGGCUCGCUAGCACCUAUGACCUUGUUGAGCAAAUGUUUUACCUUUAUGUUCGAGUUGCGAAGGCCAAAGAUCUUCCUCCUAGUGCUGUUACCGGGAGCUGCGAUCCUUACGACAAAGAAAUGGUGGGAAAGGAUGAUUAUUUGGGGAGAGUGAAUUUUGACUUGAAUGAGAUUCGAAUAGAGUCCCCACCGGACAGUCCCUCUGGCUCCUCAAUGAUGAAGCUUUUCCCAGACGCAUGGCAUUCUGAUGCUGCUUAUGUUCAUGGAGUGGGAGUUUCCAGCACGCGCUCCAAGGUUUAUGUCACACCAAAGCUCUGGAUACACCUAAGAGUAUGCCUGGAAGGUGGGUACCAUGUGAUGGACGAAUCAACUUUGUACAUAAGUGACCCAAGGCCUACAGCAAGACAGCUAUGGAAGCAACCGGUUGGCAUUUUGGAAGUUGGCGUACUGGAAGUGGGUGCGGACCAGAAACGAUUCUCGACAACUUUGGUCCAAAUUGGAACGAGCAGUACACAUGGGAAGUUUAUGAUCCUUGCACCGCUGCUCACUCUAGGAGUCUUUGACAACUGCCAUUUGGGAAUCGAGAGACCUGGCGUUAGCACAGUGCGAGACUCACGGAUUGGAAAGGUGAGAAUUCGAAUAUCAACACUAGAAGCUCAUAGAGUCUACAUGCAUUCUUAUCCACUGCUUGUGUUGCAUCCAACUGGGAUAAAGAAAAUGGGUGAGCUCCAAUUGGCUAUUCGAUUCACCAGCUUAUCCCUUGCAAACAUGAUACACGUCAAGCUUGGUCGAGCUGAACCACCACUCAGAAAAGAGGUUGUAGAGUACAUGUUGGACGUGGACUCUCACAUGUGGAGCAUGAGAAGAAGCAAGGCCAACUUCUUCCGAAUAAUGUCCCUUCUCUCCGGCAUGAUCUCUGUGAGUGGAUGGUUGGGGAUGUUUGCCACUGGACGAAUCCCAUCACCUCAGUUUAGUUCAUGUUCUCUUUCUCAUACUCAUUUGGUUGCGACCAAGGCACCCACCUCAAAUGGGGAACUAGGCUAUCCUGGGCAGAAAGCCGCUCACCCAGACGAGCUUGAUGAAGAGUUUGACACAUUCCCACCUCCAGCCGCAUGA